Messenger RNA from Magallana angulata, 493 nucleotides. RefSeq lists its product as uncharacterized. Bases 28 to 396 code for a protein of 122 amino acids. The transcript has 4 exons. Lineage: Eukaryota; Metazoa; Mollusca; Bivalvia; Ostreida; Ostreidae. The record is from RefSeq and is a predicted model, not a curated record.
GUUAUUCAGUACAGUGAAAACCAAACCAUGACGAUGAAGGGAAGAACAGUACUUCUGCUGCUUUUGAUUAUUUACUUGGAUGUAUGCUUUUCUUUUUUAUGUUGUUCUAGAGGUAGAAAGUGCCGGAUUUGCAAGUUCCCCCCGAUCAGAAGAAACUUAGGGUUUAAUAAUAGAGGACUUUUUAGAAAUCAGCUUAAUCAACUUGAUCGACUGAAUCAACUGAAUCAACUGAAACAACGUAUUUUGUUGCGUAACCUUGGAAAAACAACAAACAGGAACAGGAAUGGUCCCCGAUUAAACCCUUCUCCUGAAAAACCAAAAAUUGUCCCCUCACGUCCAAGGAUCACAGGGAUCUCCAAGAUAUUAGGCGCGACACCGCAUCAGAUGAAGUUAUAAAGUCAUUAUCUGUAUUCCAUGUCGUUAAGAUGUGUUGAUUUAUUAUUCUAUAUUGUUUUUGUUUGUUGAUAAUACAAUUAUAUUUUAAAUUUGUAAA